AAUUCGCGCCAUCGAUUAGCGGUUUGAAGCACUUGAACUUGACGUAUGAAUAUGUAGCUCAAUUCAAUUUGCUUCUUAUCAAAAUGUAUAUUGUUAUAACCUCGCCGAUUUUUGAAGAUACGCAGCAACACUUUAUCGCGAUGAAGAGUGAUGUGGUUGAUUUAAUUGAUGUUUUGUUGUGCGUUUCUGGUUUUGAGAAAGAGAGAGAGACGAACGCAAGACACGUUCUACGCGAUGAGGAGCGACAAGAUUUUCCAUUAGGCAUCUAUUAAUUAUUUUCAAAGAAGCGGUUGUACUUUACAGUACGGGAUAUUUUAACAAGAUAAGUAUCUUUUUAAAUAAUUUAAAUAAAAUUCACGUUUCGACGACUUGAUAUUGUAUUUUUGACCAUAUUUUUUUUUUACAAAGGAAGACUAAACAGAGAGUUAGAAAUUCUAAACAUGUUUAGCAUAUUAAAACAGUUAUUUAAAAUUCGGGUCAGUUUAUUGGGUGGGAGGAGAAAACUUUUAGUGGGGGGUAAGCCGUCUAGAUCGCGUUCCGCGACCUUCUUCCUUGCUCAUGGUACGCAUCGUUUUCAGUAACGGAGCAUCCAUGCGACUACAUAAAACGUUAGCGGGUCUUUUGCUUUUCACCAUAGAAGUGUCAAGUGUAUCAUCGGCCGACAGAAAGCGCAGAGUUGUUUUCACAAAAUACAAAUUUCCAUGCUGCCCUCCAGCUUCUCUUCCUCUUUAACAAGAAAUUGAAGGCGCUGACAAGAGCGAUCGGUUGCAGAAUGAAACCGCCUGUGCAAAUCUUCGGUAUGCGAUGCCGUCCGUUGCAACCCUGCAAGUCACUCCACCGCAGGAUCGUUCUUCGGGAUUUUUGCAACGGCACGAUCGCCUCCGAAUGUCCUCAUGCAUCGUCAUCGUCUCAGGGAAUCGCAUCCUCGUAUGUUAAAUCGUACGAUGAGGUGCCGGGGCCGCGGCCAAUACCGAUCCUGGGCAACGCCUGGCGACUGCUGCCUUUAAUCGGCCAGUAUCAAAUCUCGGAUGUCGGAAAAAUCUCUCAGAUGUUCUACGAUGAGUACGGCAAAAUCGUACGACUGAGUGGUUUGAUAGGUCGUCCCGAUCUUCUCUUCGUAUUCGACGCCGAUGAGAUCGAGAAAGUGUACCGGCAGGAGGGCCCGACGCCUUUCAGACCUGCUAUGCCUUGUCUAGUGCAGUAUAAAAGUAUUGUGCGCAAGGACUUCUUUGGCAAGUUGCCCGGCGUCGUUGGCGUGCAUGGUGAACAGUGGAAAGAAUUUCGUACGCGCGUUCAAAAACCCGUUCUGCAGCCGCAAACUGUAAGAAAAUACAUAACGCCUAUCGAAAUAGUCACGGAGGAUUUUAUAAAGAGAAUCGAAGAGAUUAAAGGAGACGAUGAUGAACUGCCUGGUGAUUUCGAUAACGAGAUACAUAAAUGGGCGCUUGAAUGCAUAGGACGCGUAGCGCUCGAUGUUAGACUGGGAUGCUUAGGCAGAACAUUAUCGCCGGAUUCUGAACCGCAAAAGAUCAUCGAUGCCGCCAAGUUUGCACUGAGGAAUGUAGCCGCACUUGAACUUAAGGCUCCGUACUGGAGAUACAUUCCAACGCCCCUUUGGAGCCGUUACGUGCGCAACAUGAAUUAUUUCGUCGAAAUAUGCAUGAAGUACAUCGACGCUGCGAUCAUCAGGCUGAAAAGUAAGAAAGCCAUGAAUGAAAGUGAUUUAUCGCUAGUGGAACGUAUUUUGGCCAAGGAAACGGAUCCUAAAAUAGCUUAUAUUUUUGCCCUUGAUCUGAUAUUGGUCGGCAUUGACACGAUAUCAAUGGCGGUGUGCUCCAUAUUGUACCAAAUAGCGACUAGACCAGAGGAGCAGGAAAAGAUACAUCAAGAACUGCUGCAGAUAUUGCCGGAUCCUUCUGUUCCUCUCACAACGAGUCAUCUAGAUCGAGCAACUUACACGAAAGCCUUUAUUCGCGAAGUGUUCAGGGUAUAUUCCACCGUCAUAGGAAAUGGCAGAACGUUGCAAAACGACACUGUCAUCUGCGGUUACAAAAUACCAAAAGGAAUCCAAGUUGUAUUCCCCACGCUAGUUACGGGUAAUAUGGAAGAAUACGUCGCGGACGCAAAAACGUUCAAGCCUGCGAGGUGGCUCAAGGACGCUGACAAUGAAAAAUUGCAUCCAUUCGCGUCGCUGCCGUACGGUUACGGGGCUCGAAUGUGUUUGGGCAGACGAUUCGCUGACCUCGAAAUGCAAGUGCUGCUUGCAAAGCUUUUGAGAUCGUACAAGCUGGAGUACCACCACAAGCCACUAAAUUACAAUGUCACGUUUAUGUACGCACCGGAUGGAGAACUCAAAUUUAAAGUAAUAAAGAGAUAACCUAUGCAUCCUGUAAAUUGAUAGACGAAUUCAAAGUAGCAUAAAUUAAAGUAGAAGAAGA
Molecule: messenger RNA, 2438 nt
Organism: Linepithema humile (Argentine ant)
Lineage: Eukaryota; Metazoa; Arthropoda; Insecta; Hymenoptera; Formicidae
Source: RefSeq, a predicted model, not a curated record